Molecule: messenger RNA, 3784 nt
Organism: Periophthalmus magnuspinnatus
Lineage: Eukaryota; Metazoa; Chordata; Actinopteri; Gobiiformes; Gobiidae
Product: muscleblind-like protein 2a
Exons: 11
Coding region: 788-1930 (380 amino acids)
Molecular function (GO): metal ion binding
Source: RefSeq, a predicted model, not a curated record
CUACAGUACAGUAAGCUGUCAAAAGCUUGUUGCUUAAAUCGGUGCAGUGCAUAAAAGUGACGAUGAGGAAGUAAGGCUACAUACAAUAUUUUCUAGUUUUAUGUUAAUAGAGGUAUUUGCACACGUCUGGAGUCACUCGUCUGGGCUGACGUAAACUUCCCUGGAUGAUUCGUGAUUUCCUCUGCAGCCGUAUAUCCGUGAUGAUGAGACUGGGUGGGACUUCCCAGAGGCCGGCACCAGGCAGGAAGGGGGUGGCUGGAAAUGUUCAGCCAGUUGCACAGCCGUGUUGUUUUUAGAAGAAACUUUGAUGACCAGAUCCCAGGAGAGAUAGUAGAGUAAUAGUUACUAAAUACUUACUACGUCUAUGGUUAAAAUCUAGUUUAAACUUACAAAUAUAGAAUCGCAAGUGAUUGUUUUGUUCCAGAAGUUUUUUAGAUCAACACAAAGUAAGAGAGAUCAUCAAGUGCCUUGGAAAAGAGGAUAACCCUGACUUGAAACGACAACUUCCCAACCUACAAACCCAAGUGUAUAUUAAAACCAAAGGUUUACACCAAAAUUGGAUUUACGUUUUCCUCCUUAAAUCACUACAAGUAUGGACCAUAUUUCUUGUGGAUUAUUAACCUAAAAGGUUGUUUGGCAACUGUUUUCUCUGCCAAUGGAAGACUCAUCAAGUCAUUUCAAAGUAGACCUCUGUGCAUAAGCAGAUUUUGGUCUCAAAGGACAUAGUAAAGCGCUUUAUCUGUUAAUUACCUGUUGAUUUAAUACACUAAAUUCAAAGCAUCUGAAUAUGGCAUUGAGCAUUUCUUCAAUAAGAGACACAAAAUGGCUGACUCUGGAAGUGUGUCGGCAGUUUCAGCGCGGAAAUUGUUCACGUAGUGAUGAGGAAUGCAAAUUUGCUCACCCACCAAAGAGCUGCCAGGUCGAGAAUGGGAGAGUAAUUGCCUGCUUUGACUCACUUAAGGGUCGUUGUUCUCGAGAAAACUGCAAGUACCUUCAUCCUCCUUCUCACCUCAAGACUCAGCUGGAGAUCAACGGGCGCAACAACCUAAUCCAGCAGAAGACUGCAGCAGCCAUGCUCACACAUCAGAUGCAGCUCAUGAUCCCCAGCUCUGGUCUGCAGCCACUGGGACUGGCCUCAAAUGCAGGUCUUGGAUAUGGCACUUACAUGAGUCCCCUGGCCCACAGCAUGAAUCUGCUUCCUACAGAGAUGCUUCCAAGCACUUCCGUUGUUAUUCCAGGGAGUUCACCUGUGACAGUGUCCAACUCCUCUUCCUCCUCCUCUUCCCCCUCACAGAAGCUGCAGCGCACUGACAAACUAGAGGUGUGCCGUGAGUUCCAACGAGGGAAUUGUGCAAGAGGAGAGACAGAUUGCCGAUUUGCUCACCCCAGCGACAGUCCAGUGAUUGACACCAAUGAUAACACAGUAACUGUUUGCAUGGACUACGUCAAGAGCCGCUGCUCCAGAGAGAAGUGCAAAUAUUUUCACCCGCCCGCACACUUGCUUGCUAAAAUCAAGUCCAACCAACAAGUCACUCAAACCGCUAUUGCAGCACAGACUGCUGCUGCAGCUAUGACUCAGUCGACUGCCAAAGCGCUGAAGCGACCCCUCGAAGCAACAUUAGACCUGGGGUUUCCUAACAGCACCCUGCAGCCCAUAACAAAGAGACAAGCUCUGGAAAAGAGCAGUUGGGCCAGCUCCCUCUUCAAUCCCAGUUUUUUGCAUUACCAACAGGCGCUGACCAAUGCACAACUGCAGCAGCCCUCAGCUGCUUUCUAUCCCACAGGUUCAGUCUUGUGCAUGUCUCCAGCCACAAACAUGGUCCCCAUGAUGUACAGUACUGCGCCUGCUACUGUCUCUGCAGCAACAACUCCCGCAACCAGUGUCCCAUACGCAGCAACAGCACCCGCCAAUCAGAUCAUCCUCAAGUAAUCCCCAGAAAUGGAUAUGAGUGCCAUGUUGCAUCAAUGGAACUUCCCAAACAGCAGCUUUGUAAAUACAGCAUAAUUUCCACACACAGUCAACAGCAAGCAGCAUGACACUUUAUCUUCAAUAUUAUCUUAUGUUAGUUUAGGUUAAUAUGAAUAUGGUAAAGAAACCAAACCCCAUAAACAACAAUAUCAUAAAGAUGUCUAUCAAGCUAUUAGAAGUAACAUUUAAGUCAAACCAAGAUAAGCUUAAAACCAAUAGAUUCAGAUAGAGCAAACAAAUGUGUUGUUGAAUGUAAGUUGUAAAGAAACAUUUAUAGGUUAAGUGUCUAUAACAUUUUCAUAAAGUUGAUUCAUUAGUUUUAACCAAGCACUUCUUUUAACUAAACUCCAGCGCUUGAGUAUAGUUUGUCUGAACACCAAGUCCUUAAAAUUUUAGUAAAAAGGAACAGAGCUCCCUCUUUUGGUGUGCCUUUGUACUGCAGAUACAGAGAAAAAUAGAUAUUUUAGUUGCUGCAAGUCAGCAAUAGUCGAUACAUUGGGUGUGUGUGUAAGUGUGUGUGCGCGCACAGAAUAUUCACAUCGUUAUCAGACACAAGCAAUGUGAUUGUAAAGGAGUGUGGUGUUACUGCUGGUGUUGAAGUCUUAUAGUGGAAAAAGCACUGGCCAGCUGUAUAUUGUCUGAAUAGUACAAGUGCCUAAGAACUGUGCAUAUGUGGCAUACUAUUAAUCCAACUGUACUUUAAGGAGAUGUGAUUUGCAGUGCCAUGUCAUUGCAUCAAUACUUGUGAAUAGAGAUAGUUCACUGUUUGUUUUUUAGUCAAUUUUAUUAUUGGAGGUUUUUAUUUAUGUAUGUUCUGUAAAAUGUUCAGCAUACAGUCAUCCCUUUUUCUUAGUCAAAGUAAAUUUUAUAACCAUUGAAAACUGGAUAUACUUAUACUUUGUCAUUGAUAUAAUGGACAUUUUUUUUAUGUUGACAUGUUCAUUAGGAGUCAGACAUGUUUUUAGAUUAAACUCAGUUGAUAAAAUGUAUAAUAUAGGUUACACAGUUUUAUUAAAUAUACUAAUAGAAAAUAUGUACAGUAACCGAGACAAUCUGCAGAGAGUUGUGCUUGUUCAAGUUUAAUCUUGAUGUAACACUUGACUACCUUGCCUACAUGAACUUUCAACACUUUACAAAUUAAAUACUAUAUGUUGAAUGUAAUUUAUUAAGGUUAGGUCUACUUAAAGAGCCUCAGAGGUUCAAGUGACGUGUUCUUUUAUUGAAAAAGCUUUCUUUGCCAUGUGCAGUGACUUAAUGACAGAUGAUUGAAAAAAAUGGGUGUUACUGCCUUGACAGAGUCAAUUGUAUUAGUGUAUUUUUUUUGUUGAUCACUUAAAGUAAGCAGAUAGGCUAGAUAAUUCACUUUGCCCAUGUUCAAAUACUAGACUUAAAAUGUAAUGUUUGUGGUAUGGGUUGAUUCCCAAAAGGUUUCUUCUCUUGUGCAGUAAAAGGGUGAAAAGGAUUGGCUCGUUUCCCCCAACAAAAUUGUUAUUUCACUUUUAUAAUGUUACGAUCAAAAUAGACUGUUGUAAAUGCAGCGUAACAGAAACUUGAUAUCAAGUGUUUCAUUUUUGAGGUUCUACCAGUUCAUUCCAAAAUCAUUGGAUACUCUUGCACACUAAAGUUACUGGUGAUUUUGAUCAAGAGGGCUAUGAAAGAAUGUUUAGAGUUGCCUGAUUGAUGGAAGCAUUUCUCUUAAGCACUUUCUAAAGAAUGCUUUUGUGGUGUUUGCCUUACAUUUCCCACCUGUUGCUAUUUUCAUUUUUCCUCACUUAUUUGGAAUGUUUAAAAAAAUAAAUUCAUUUCACAAUUAUG